AUAGGCAGCUUUCUUAAAGUUAUGGUUCUUUGAAAAUAGAGGGAGCCAAUGAAAGUAAAAGAAGCUGCAAUUUUUUGCUUUGUAAUACGGCUAUGGAAGGUUCAUAACAAAUAUAARAAGUACUGCAUUGGCCAGGGAACUCACACUGAGUCGGAUCGUGUUUCUUGUAGAGUUUCUUUUYGGUUUAGCGAUCUGACUUACAAUGCUUGGAUAUAUUUAAAGCUUUAUUUGGAGUAUUAGUACUUAGAAAACAUGGCAUCUUUUCUACUCAGAGCUGUUGUUAACUCAGGUUGGAAUGACACCGUGCCCAGGGAAGUAGAGUCUGGAGAAUGCACAGUUACAUGUGGGAUUGGGAUUCGAGAAGUUCUGUUAACGAGAGGAUGCCCUGGCACUGAGAAGAAAUGUGUUGUCCGUGUGGAGGAGUGCCGGGGGCAAGUAGACUGCGGAUGGGGAGAACCAGUUUCUGACAGCUCUGGCAGUGUGAAGAUGCCUUGUAUUUUUAUACCUCCAGAAAAUCGAUUUAAGUAUGUUUGGAAGAUUUUAACUCCAGACCAGCCAGCAGUCAUUCUUCCCAAUGAUUCAGCUAUUUUGGAAGUACGCAGAGAUACCCGCCCAGUUACUUUCCAGUGUGAUACUCAAGAAAGGGGAAUUGCAAUUGCCUCUAUAAAAUACACAGUCUACACUACACCUGGACAGGAAAAAAGAUCACCAAGGAAGACAAGGGCAUAUAUAGUUCUGAUCUUUUCCCUGGUAACUGGAAUCGUUGUGGUUAUUGGUGUGAUCUUUGUAUUAAUCUUCAUAAUUCUUCACCGGGCUUCUUUAAAAAAUAUUUGGGAAUCAAAACUUGGAAAAGACAGCAAAGACAAACAGGUAGCCAAAAAGGAUUCACCAAGAAAGAUGGAAGAAACAGCCCGCUCCUCAGAGUCCGGAUCAACUUUGAAAGGAACCUCUGCACCUGGAGCAUCAGCUACAGCUACAGCGUUACCACCAUCUGAAACAAAAUCAGCACAAGAAGUAGCACAGCCUUCACCCACAGAGAAUGCAGUAGAGGAACCCACUCAGGACUUGCAGGAUGAAGAAAGUUAGAAAAAAAAAAAAAACAAAAAAGACUGAGUUACAUAGACACAUGAUAUAAGAAAAAGAUUAAAUAUGCUUGAGAUGCUGGUUUUAAGAAGUGCUUUUUAUAGUUCAUUCACUGACUUGGAUUGCUGAACUUUAAAUGAGAUGGGUAAAAAUACUUACCUUUUAAGGUGGACCUCACUUUCCAGGUAAUUUCAUGGUCUGGGGACUUCUGAAAUGUAAUAUCAGAGUCAGAUAUUUGGGAGAAUCUUGAAAAUGAUGCAUUUAUUUCUCCACGUUGGUGAUUUCAUCUAGUUUAGGCAAAGACCAUCCCUUGUAAAGUGCCCCUUAGCUCAUUGUUGAUCUUAAAACACAACAGCCAGUAUGUAAUCCCUAUGAUCCAGGGUCUUCUUGACACCUGGAAGGAUAUAUAAUGAUACAAAAGAUUCUGAAAGUUGUUUUAUAGGUUUCAUUGAAUUUGUACUUGUGCAUUUACACAUGUAACCAUUUUUACCAAUAAAGGGACCAAAAUAGGUGAGCGGAAGAGCAGCCCCUUUGGGUCACACCAAAGGCUCAUUGGUAUAAAUGACCAAAAAAAGAUGUCUAGGGAAGAGUGCAAGAACACAAGUUUGCAUUAUGUACUCUACGUACCCCAUGUACUCUUCUAGACUCCAGCCAUUUGUAUAUUUUUAAGUGGAUUGCAAUUUCCAAGUGAUGAGCAAUCUUGAAUGGGCUUUUUUUCCCAUUAAUUGUUUGGUGUCCUCUUGCAUCCAUAUAAACUUCUGUCACAAUCUAUGACAAGAAGUUCCACAGCACAACUAGGUUUGUUCUCUGUUUUGAACUCAUUACUCGUUAGUUUGAUUUGUCACGCAGCGAACYACCACUUCCCAUCAGCUUUUUUCUGCCACUGAUGGUAUCUUAGGUGCCUGUUAUGUUCCUCCAGUUAUUUCCUUUCUAGACCAAAACCUGCAAGUUUACUUAGAGCUCUUCAUUCACAGGUUGUUUCCAUACCAGUCUUGCUCACCUCUAAACUUCCUCCGUAAUGUGUUUACUCUGUUUCUGAAGAUGCUUUCUAUU
This is a messenger RNA of Nothoprocta perdicaria, 2136 nucleotides long. RefSeq names its product sperm acrosome associated 1 (gene SPACA1). Gene Ontology annotation, biological process: acrosome assembly. The transcript has 7 exons. The record is from RefSeq and is a predicted model, not a curated record. Gene Ontology annotation, cellular component: acrosomal membrane. Lineage: Eukaryota; Metazoa; Chordata; Aves; Tinamiformes; Tinamidae. Bases 253 to 1086 code for a protein of 277 amino acids.